Periophthalmus magnuspinnatus is the source of this 6368-nucleotide messenger RNA. RefSeq names its product cyclin-dependent kinase 13 (gene cdk13). Gene Ontology annotation, cellular component: nucleus; cyclin/CDK positive transcription elongation factor complex. Gene Ontology annotation, molecular function: RNA polymerase II CTD heptapeptide repeat kinase activity; cyclin-dependent protein serine/threonine kinase activity; ATP binding. The record is from RefSeq and is a predicted model, not a curated record. Gene Ontology annotation, biological process: transcription elongation by RNA polymerase II; protein phosphorylation; positive regulation of transcription elongation by RNA polymerase II. The coding region runs from base 875 to 4963 and encodes 1362 amino acids. The transcript has 14 exons. NCBI's taxonomy places the organism in Eukaryota, Metazoa, Chordata, Actinopteri, Gobiiformes, Gobiidae.
GGGCCCGGACCAGCGGUACCGUUAGCCACCAGCCCAACAAAUUUCUUAUGUUAUUGCAUUGAUCUGGGAGCUUUACCGUUUACCUCGCAGGAUAUGUUGUGUGUGUUACUUAAGUCCCUAACGCAGAGGGCGUCUGAGCGGGACGCGUGAAUGCAGCGGACUAUUUGCUCAUUGUUUUUAUUCCAUCUGGACUGAGGGGCUCGCCGCACAGAGAAAGACGCGGCUCAAGUGCAUGAAGCUAACCUAGCAGCGGCUAUCCGGCUAACUCGUGUGAGCACUUCCUUGUUGCACAGUGCUCAGUGAUGGAAGGAGAGAAGUUUGAGAAGAGCCAUGGUUUGUUUCUUUGAAUGUAACGCCAUCUUUUGAAUGGAUUUAUGCGUGGACAGGACCUGCGACAUUCCAGGACAGACGGAUUUGAAUAUUGAUAAGGCUGCAGGUGGGAGUUGUGACCAUGAAGACAAAUGCGACUGAGUAGCCGGAUCAUGUUAGCUAACGCUAAUGGUGACUAGCUGGCUAAGCACAUUAGCAUUGGCUAACUCGUUUUGCAGGCGCCUUUGGGCUUAUUUUUAUUGACCCAUUGCAAUGACGAACACAGCGUGUAUCAUGUUGCAUUUUGUACUUGCACCUGACUGCUAAACAGUCGUCUGUGCUGAAUGAUAUUCAUACAGUUGGCUUUGUAAUGCUAACAUUGGGCUCGGCUGAUGGCUAGCUAGCUGGCUUACCAAUUGUCAGUUUGCUACGCUGUAAGCUACUUAGCCUUUCCCAGCUAGGCGAAUGUUUUGUUCCAUGGAACAAGUGACCCACCUGCGAAGGCACAUAUAUAAUACACAUUAGCACUUGUAACGACCACGUCCUUUAUCUGUGUGUGGAGCCAAUGCCUAACACAGAGGUGCUCCGGGAGGCCCGGGCGCGCAGCCCCUCUGGACAGAGGAAUGCUAACCGACAGGACAGGCGGAGCAGCGGCCAGAGAGACAAGCGCCGUGACAAGAGGCGCCCAUCGACAUCCAAGAGGAAGAGGCGCAGACAGGCCCGGGACAGAAACCUGUGGCGUGCGGGACUGACAGGGGAACACAACCAUGAGCGCAGAGAUGUGUUUGAGAAAGACACGGAGCUUCAGACAUUGGUAGAGUACGAUGACGUGAGCUCACAGUCAGAGCGCUUUUCUGGGAGCCCUUCGCCUAAACUUGACCCGCUGGCUGACAGUCUGCCAGGGGACCCACUCAGUGAUGUUGACCUUGGUGAAUAUAAUGGACCUACAACCCCAGACAAAAGUUUGUCUAGAAGUCGUGAGGCAGUUGCCCUCAGUAAGGAGCAAACUAAAGGACCAUCAGAAAGGAGCAAACAGGAUAGAGAGCUGAGCAGGAGGAAGGAGCGCCGGAGCCGCGAGAAGGACUCUAAAGUCAGGAGUGGAGGCAGCCUAAGUGGCUCUAAAAACCACAGAGACACUGCAAGAAGCAGUGACCGAAACGGUAAGAGGACAUCAUCUUCACAAUCUGCAGAUAAAAGGGAUUCUAAAGGGCAUAGGAGCAAAACGAGAGCUGAGAAAGAGCCCCCAUCUGCAUAUCGAGAUGCUCCUCUGGCCUACAGAGAAGACCGAGAAGAGCUCAGGGCGUACAGGAGGAGUCCUGGCUUAAAAACAGACAGUCCCUAUGGGACAUCCUACAGCUACCAAUCUCCUGCUUAUAACCAGCUGGUAUCUAGAAGAAGUCCACCUUAUAGCAGCAAAAAACUGUCUCCCAUCACCACUUAUUACAAUCGAGAUGCAGAUAGUUAUGGAUCAUAUGGUGUCUCAAAAUCUCCCAGUUCUUACUCUACCAACAAACGGAAACGUUCUCCAGCCAGUCCAGCCAACUGGCGCAGGUCACCAAGCUAUGAACAAGGAGAGUUUGGGUCCAGCCCUUAUGCAAGCCGUAAGAGGUCCAGAAGUCCAUACAAGAAGUCUUUAAGCCCCAGUCCAGAUGUCAGGCGCUCUGCCCGCUCCCGCAGCAGAAGUCCUUAUACCUCCCGACACUCUCGCUCGCGCAGCCGCCACCGUGACCGCCACUCUCGCUCCCGCAGUCGUCCAUCCAGCCUGUCCCCAAGCACACUCACCUUCAAAUCCAGCCUGGCCGCUGAGCUGAGCAAACAAAAGAAAGCUAAAGCAGCAGAAGCAGCAGCCAAAGCCAAGAACUCCAGCAACACAUCUACCCCGACCAAGGGCUCCUCGGCGUCUCACCAGCCCAGCCCCAAGAUCAACCACACCUCACGGAAAGGACGGCCCCCCUCGCCCCCUCCAGAGAAAGGGCCCCGGACCCCCCCACUGAGCGCACCACCACCAUCACCACCGGAACGCUCAGUCAAAAGGAGCAGUGAGCAUCACGCAACGAAGGACAGAGAUGGGAAGAGCAAAGAGGACACACUACAGAGAGAUAAGAGGAAAGCCCCACCAGCCACACCACUCAAGGAAAAGGACAAAAUUACAGCUUCACUCGGGUCUAGUUUGUUGUCGUUGCCAAUGCCUCCCACAGCUGAGAACUCAGAGAAAGGAGAAAGCUUGAAGGACAACUUACUCUCAGGGAAGAAGAAGUCGGAGAGGAAGGCUCGCACACUCUUGACUGAUCUGCCCCUGCCUCCCGAGCUUCCCAGUGGCACCUCGUCCCCACACAGUCCAAUGGAUGAGAAGAAGGCUCAAGCAGCCCGCAGGAGACCCAAAAUAUGUGGACCGAGAUAUGGUGAGAUUAAAGAGAUCGAAAUCGACUGGGGAAAACGCUGUGUGGACAAGUUUGAGAUCAUUGGCAUCACAGGAGAGGGCACAUACGGGCAGGUGUACAAAGCUAAAGACAAAGACACGGCUGAAAUGGUGGCUUUAAAGAAGGUCAGGCUGGACAAUGAAAAGGAGGGCUUCCCGAUCACAGCAAUCAGAGAGAUCAAAAUCCUGCGACAACUUAACCACAAGAGUAUCAUAAACAUGAAGGAGAUAGUUACAGAUAAGGAGGAUGCGCUGGACUUUAAAAACGAUAAAGGUGCUUUUUAUUUAGUGUUUGAAUAUAUGGACCACGACCUGAUGGGUCUACUGGAGUCCGGCCUGGUCCAUUUCAAUGAGAGCCAUAUAAAGUCUUUCAUGCGUCAGCUGCUGGAGGGCCUCGAUUACUGCCACAAGAAAAACUUUCUUCACAGGGACAUCAAGUGUUCCAAUAUUCUGCUCAAUAACAAAGGUCAAAUAAAGCUGGCAGACUUCGGGCUUGCUCGCCUGUAUAACUCAGAGGAAAGUCGGCCAUACACCAACAAAGUGAUUACACUAUGGUAUCGUCCCCCAGAACUGCUCCUGGGUGAGGAGAGGUACACCCCUGCUAUCGACGUAUGGAGCUGCGGGUGUAUUCUUGGAGAGCUCUUCACUAAGAGACCAAUUUUUCAAGCAAAUCAAGAACUGGCCCAGUUGGAACUAAUAAGUCGGAUCUGCGGCAGUCCGUGCCCUGCUGUAUGGCCCGAUGUCAUAAAGCUUCCCUUCUUCAACACCAUGAAACCAAAGAAACAAUACAGGAGGCGGCUACGGGAGGAGUUUGCUUUUAUUCCUCCCGCAGCACUGGAUCUGUUCGACCACAUGUUGAACCUGGAUCCCAGCAAACGGUGCACAGCCGAACAAGCUCUGGGCAGUGAGUUCCUGAAGGACGUGGACCCUGACAAGAUGCCCCCACCAGAUCUCCCUCUGUGGCAGGACUGUCAUGAGCUGUGGAGUAAGAAGCGUCGACGUCAGAAGCAGAUGCCUGAGGAAAUGGCCGCCCCCAAAGCUCCGCGCAAAGAGCUGGGGCUGGACGACAGCCGCAGCAACACUCCCCAGGGUUUCCCCGUCUCUGGGGCUCUCAAAGCUCAGAAUGCUGCUGCCUCUGCACUGCUGGAUCCGAAAGGCCCAAACUCCCAGCUGACCCAGGAGCAGUUGGCGGUGCUGCUGAACUUCCUGGGGCAGACCAAGAGCACAGCCAGUACGGCGCAGUUCGUCCAGGCCAUGGGCACCAAGGUGAACCAGGAGACUCUACAGCAGCUGUCCAAAGCCCUGGCCCCCGCAGAACCAGCCGAACCACCCCCUCCACAACCCGCCUUAGUGAAAGCCCCCCAGCCUCCAGGAGUACCCCGCACGCCUCCUAUGCCCAAGCCCCCCUCACCCCCGACGCCUGCCCCGCCCACUAUUCCAGAGGGAGAGGUGGCCGCCACGCAGACCGCUAUGACCAUGCUCCUGGCCCAGCUCCUUCAGGCCCAGCAGACCCAGAGACAGGAGCCCGGCGAUGCAGUGGAUGGAGCAGAGAACAACAGCACUGGUACAGCUACAGUCGUGCCUCCAGAUGUACAGCAGCCUCCAGAACCAAGCCCUGUGUCUCCAGUUUCUGAAGUUGGAAGCAUGCCCAUACUACCUCCAGACCAGCGCCCCCCUGAGCCCCCAGAGCCCCCCCCUCACGCAGACUUGGACUAUAGACAGCCUCCCCCUGAACCUAAACCAGGCCUGGCCCCUCCUCUCCCUCCCUCAGGAGCAGACGCCACCCUCCCAACAACACUCCCCACACCUACAGACUACAGCCAACCCCCUCCUCCCUCCUUCCCCCCCACAGGCUUUGGCGACAGCUAUAUGGGUCACAUGCUGGGAGGCGGUCUCCCUCCUCACGCCCUCAGAGAAGUCUUCAGCGGCCCCACCCAGCCCCCUAGCUCCUCCUCCUCUUCCUCUGCCCACCCGGACCACUACCCUCCUGGCACGGGCUCCAGCGCCGCACCCGGCAUGAUGUUCUCCGGGGACAAGGACCACCGCUUCGAAUACACCCACAGCCCUUUGCCCGUAGAAGGAGCACCCAACCCCAAUGCCAUCCAUUUGUACAACCACGCCAUGGCUCACAAAGACGGUCCCCCUCCUCCACCCGUACAAGCGCCGUUACCACUGGGCUACGUACCACAUGUGAACUCCACGGCAACGAUCAGGGGGCGGGGACUGCCAUUCUGAUGGACAGCGAGCCACGGCGGACAACGGACUCCCCUCGAAGAGCCAAUAGUUCCAAAUAUCGUUAAAGAUGCAGUAUGUAACUUCUGAUGGAGAGUCCUGCUUACUCGUCUCCAUGGAAAUAUUUAUUGCUUUGCCUGGUUUAUUCCACAGUUUGACAGCUAGGGCUGUAUCUGAUUAAAGGCAUGUGCUGCCGAUUGAUUAGUUAACUAAAAAGGUGAGGGUGUGGCAAAACUUUUCAGUAUCUAUGAUCUGACUAUGUAUCUGACCCAAACUGCACUCAAAAACUGGAGUUCAUGCAAAAAGGAUUUUAACAGAAAAGUAUUAGGAAACUGUGUUUAUAUGUAAAAAGGCAGAUUAUACUUGUAAUUCAAAUUUUAAGAUAAAACCCCUUUUUGCCUUCUCCUUUGUGCUGUUGUCCCUUCUAAAUCCUUCUAAAUAAAAUAACUAAUCUUCUAAUACAAAAUGUAGUUGACUAAGACUCCGUCAACAGAUUAGUCAACGGCUAAAGGAAUGCAGCCCUAUUGCCAUUAAACAAAAGGUUAAACGUAGCCGUUAACUUUAAACUACCGCAUCACAAGGUGGAACAGCAUUGUGAUGUUUGAGUAACCCUGGAUUAUUAGUCUACAUCCCUGUCUACAUCUCCAAACCUGUGUCAAUGAAACAAAACACAACUCUGGCUAUGUUUUUGAGGAGGUAACAACAUUCUGACAUGGCUUAAAGCUCACAAGAGUCAAUUUUUGCCUAAUGUAGGACCUUUUCAUGUCAUACUGUGGAACAUACAAGACAAAACAAUAUCACCUCCAUAGGUAGAAGCAGGCACGAGACCCAACACAAUGAAAGUUACACAAUGCAACUUUGAAUUGAAACUGUCGAGAGAGACAGCCGAAAAACACCAAGAGCUUUUGUUGCUCGCACCAUUUUCAUAUUUUUUCUAAUUCUGCUGUCUUUUAAAUUAAACUUUUUUGGAGUGUACAGAUGUCAGGUCGGGUACAUUUUGAAUCCUUACUUACCCUGUUCCGAAAUGGAUUCAGGAGAAGACUAGUAUUGUUUCACACCACUGACUGAAGCAGGAGCAAGGUUUUAGCUCUGAAAAUUCAAACUAAUGGAUUUGUGCUUCUUCUGCACACUUAGGAAUAUAGUCUCUUUUAACAGAUCAUGUGGAGCUGAAGUCUGUAUGGGCGCAGGGACAAAGGACUGCUAGCACUUCCUGGAUGUCCGCUGUGAAAUAUGGAACAAUAAUAAUGGAAGAAGGCGGUAUUGACUUUCUAUUUGCCACUAGGUGUAAAAUCAUGAGCAGAAACCCAGAACUCCAGGUCAAAAAGGAAACUGUCUUUUUUGUACUAAAUCAUUUUGUCCCCUCCCUCAUUCCUUUGGCAAAUGUUUAUUAAAGAAAUGCCACAAUGUA